UGCUGUGUGGGUCGGUGGGACAGCUUUUCCAUCCUCCAGGCCAGUGAUGCAGGCAUCACCACAGAGCUGGGCCCUCAGGCUGCUCCCUCUCCUGCUCGCCGCUACCGGGAGCAUUGCCACAGCCGAAGCGGCGCAGGAGAAAGAGAGGGACCCAGCCUAUUGGAAUGCUCAGGCCAAAGAGACGCUCCAAGCCGCGCUGAGACUCCGCCCCCGGUUGCACCGCGCCAAGAACAUCAUCCUCUUCCUGGGGGACGGGAUGGGUGUGUCCACUGUGUCCGCGGCUCGCAUCUUGAGGGGACAGAUGGAAGGAAGGUCGGGAGAGGAGACAGUGCUCGCCAUGGAUACCUUCCCUUACCUUGCCCUCUCUAAGACGUACAGUGUUGAUAAGCAGGUAGCAGACAGCGCUAGCACGGCUACAGCAUACCACUGCGGAGUGAAGGCUAAUGCUAAGACAGUGGGCCUCAGUGCCAACGCAGUGGCCUACGAGUGUAACACCACCUUCGGCAAUGAGGUGUACUCCGUGCUACAUCGCGCCAAAGCACAAGGGAAGUCGGUUGGCAUCGUGACCACCACUCGCGUACAGCAUGCCUCUCCUGCUGCCGCCUAUGCCCAUUCAGUGAGCCGCAGCUGGUACAGCGAUGAUGACAUUCCCUCUAGUGCCCGCCGACAGGGCUGUGUCGACAUUGCCACACAGCUGGUGACCAAUGUUGACAUCGAUGUUAUCCUGGGUGGGGGGCGGAUGUACAUGACACCAAAGGGAACUCCAGACCCUGAGUAUCCCACUUCCUCGUCCCGGAAAGGGGAUCGCAAAGACAAGAGGAACCUCAUUGAUGUCUGGAUGAAGGCCCAAAAGGACAAGAAUUCCCAGUAUGUUUGGCACAGGAAGCAGUUUGACGAGAUUAAUGUAAAGACUACUGACCGUCUCCUGGGUCUCUUUGAGCCAAAGGACAUGCGGUUUGAGGUUUUCCGAAACGCCACACGUGACCCGUCCAUCGUUGAGAUGACAGAGAAGGCCAUUCAGAUCCUCAGCAAGAACCCCAAAGGCUACUUCCUCUUUGUAGAAGGAGGGAGAAUUGACCAUGGGCACCACGAUGGCAUUGCCAAGCUGGCUCUGACAGAGGCCGUGAUGUUUGACCGGGCAGUGCAACGAGCCUCCCGGCUCACCAGAGAAUCAGACACCCUCACUGUCGUAACCGCAGACCACUCCCACGUCUUCACCUUCGGAGGAAACACCCCCCGUGGAAACCCCAUCUUUGGUUUGGCACACAAGAAGGCAGAUGAUAGGAUGCCAUUCACCAGCAUCCUGUAUGCCAACGGUCCUGGUUACGUACAUGCGAAUGGGACGAGAGGAAACAUCACAUCGGUGGAUUACUACGAUGAGGAGUACAUGCAGCAGGCUGCAGUCCCUCUGGAGUCUGAGACCCACGGCGGGGAGGACGUGGCCAUCUACGCCAAGGGCCCCAUGGCCCACCUCUUCCACGGGGUCAAAGAGCAGAACUACAUCGCCCACGCCAUGGCCUACGCAGCCUGCAUCCCACCCUACACGGACUGCCCCCCACAUCCAUCCGCCUCAGCCGGACACACACACGCCCUCUCUGGGCUGCUUUUCUGUCUGGCCAGCCUCCUUUGGCUCCUGUUCAGAUGAUGACACACACAAUCCGACAAUCAUGGGUCCAUAUCAGGACAGUCACACGUCCAUGGAUGUUGUGUCAGAGAUGGGAGAAAUGGGGCAAAUCUAGGUUGACUAUUUUGGAGAAGUGCCUAGAUUGCUACGUCAUAUUGCAGCAAAUUCGGAGGGUAGUCCUGACAGGGACUUGAACCCGGAUCCAGGGACUGUCAACCCCAACAUCUUAGCCAUUACGCCAAGAGCUAGGGGUUCUUUGGCUUGUAACCAUAGCGGAACCCUUUUUGGUGCUAUAUGGAAUUAUUUUUUGAAGGUUCUAUAAAGAACAAUGCUCAUAAGGUUUUAAAUGCAACCUGUAUGGUGCUAUAAAGAACCUUUUCCUAAACAUUCUAUAAAGAACCAUUAAGAAAGAUUCUAUGUAGCACCUAAACAGGGUUCCGCUAUGCUUACAACCCUGUUUGAGGCUUUAUAGAACCCUUUUUUUAUGGUUCCUUAUAGAACCUUUAUGGAGAAUGGUUCUAUAAAUAACCUCUCUCAAUCUGAAAGGUUCUUUUUAGAACUUUUUGAAGAACCAUAAAGGGUUUUUUAAUCUGGUCAUCCAUGUUGUAUUGUUAAAGUUCUAUAGGUGUUAUUAUUGUGUUAAUUGACAAGUUGAAUCAAGUGAGCUACCUCUGGAACAGCUGAGGGUCCCUGAGGAGAGAAUUGAGAACCACUAACUGACUUAGUCAACCAUUCUCAAUUGACACAAGGUCAUACGUGAGUCUUUCACAAGACACCGUCACUGGCCACAGUCAUAUAUAAUAUGUAAUGGCAUAACACAACACAUUAAAUCAACUGGAAUUACACUCUCACUCACGGUUGCACAAAAAAGAGCUGUGAGCAAACACGCCCCAAAAUAUUCUAAUGAGCCGCCUCCCUUACAUUUUACUUAUCACUAAAAGAGCAAAGAAUCCUUUUGUGAACUGUAAAGAACCACUGAAGAGCUCAAAUGGUUAUUGGAGUCAUUAUGGUUCCACAUAGAACCACCACCUUUCCCAAGGAACCCUUGAGGAACCUUAAUUUUAUGGUGUGGACACUAGUAAUGUGGUUGGCAGUGAAACUGAAAAAAGGAGACCUGGAACGUCACCAAGAUAUCGUUUCUAGUAGAAGUAGGUCAUACUGUAAACCCCAAGAGAUGGGGUCUGUAUAGUUUUUUUGCAAUCACUAUAGCUGGACUAAGACAAUGAGAUGACUGUGGUGACCAAAGAAGAUGUGGUGGCUUAAGUAGUACGAUCAGGUAUUCCAGACACUGGUUAACCCUAGUCCUGGACUAAAAAACAUGUUCAAUGUGCUUCUUAGACCAGUGCUUGGCCAAUGGUCAAAGGAAGUCAAAGGUUGUUCGGUUGUUGUUCUGAGAACGUUUAGGAAGAAAUGCUCCCACUGAACUGUGUUAUGAACACAGUUUAGAAGUAAACAGGAAGUUAACUGCCAUUUAGCAAAUGUUUAAAUGUUGUAUUUUUGACCUUUUUGUUACCAGUUCAAUUGUCUUCCUCAGAUUGUACCUCAUAUUAGCAUUAUAAUCUUUUUUUUUCGUUGUUGAUUUUGAAAAUGAAUGUAUUUUUUGUAUGCAGAUGUUGUUCAUGUAUUUUUAUACAUUUGUAGAAAUUUGUUUUGAAUAUCUAUAAAAAUAAAAACUCAGUUUGUUUCUUUGCUCUCCUUCCUCCUUGAAUCCAACUCAGCAUACAAUGGAAGGGUCAGUUAUACUACAUGUGAUACUCAUCUUUACAAGUGAAACCUUCAAAAAUACUGUCUGAAAUUAACUUUAAUAAAAUAUUCUCACAUUGUAGCCA
Messenger RNA from Coregonus clupeaformis (lake whitefish), 3453 nucleotides. It is a transcript of the gene alpi.1, whose product is annotated as alkaline phosphatase, intestinal, tandem duplicate 1. The coding region runs from base 47 to 1645 and encodes 532 amino acids. The transcript has 11 exons. Gene Ontology annotation, biological process: dephosphorylation. Gene Ontology annotation, cellular component: plasma membrane. Gene Ontology annotation, molecular function: alkaline phosphatase activity. The record is from RefSeq and is a predicted model, not a curated record. Lineage: Eukaryota; Metazoa; Chordata; Actinopteri; Salmoniformes; Salmonidae.